CGCCUGCGCCGCCGCGGCCAUGAGGGAGCAGGUGCCCUGAGUCUGCAGGCCGGGACCUGUGAGGCGCCGGAGCCGCGGCUGCAUGAGAAACCCCCCGGGAGAUGCCGGUUGGGAUGGCUCGCGACCCAGAGGCGACCUGCUCAUCCUCGGAGGAGGAGGAAGAGGAGGAGGUGGCGGACGGGCUGGAGGACCAUCCGUGCAUCAAGUGGACUGGCGGCUGCCGGCGCGUCCCCAUCCUGGUGUUCCACGCGGAAGCCAUUCUCACCAACGACAGCUACCUCCGGCUCGUCGGAGAACGUUAUCACCUCUCCUAUAAGAUUGUGAGAACAGACAGCCGCCUGGUCCGGAGCAUUCUGACUGCCCAUGGAUUCCGUGAGGUUCACCCUAACAGCAGUGAUUAUAAUCUCAUGUGGACAGGAUCACACUUGAAGCCCUACUUGCUGCGUUCCCUUACAGAUAUUCAGAAAGUCAAUCACUUCCCAAGGUCAUAUGAACUGACAAGAAAGGACAGACUGUACAAAAAUGUCAGUCGUAUGCAGCAGACCCACGGAUUCAAGACGUUCCACAUCUUGCCGCAGACCUUUAUCCUCCCAGCAGAGUAUCAGGAAUUCUGCAAUACAUAUUCUAAAGACAAGGGCCCAUGGAUAGUGAAGCCUGUGGCCUCUUCCAGGGGUCGAGGUGUUUACCUGAUCAACAAUCCAAACCAGAUUGUCCUGGAAGAAAACAUCUUGGUUUCUCGUUACAUCAGCAACCCCCUGCUCAUAGAUGAUUUCAAAUUUGAUGUGCGCCUGUAUGUUCUGGUUACAUCCUAUGAUCCACUGGUCAUUUAUCUCUACGAGGAAGGAUUGGCCAGGUUUGCAACCGUGAGGUAUGACCAGGCAUCCAGGAACAUUAAAAAUCAGUUUAUGCAUCUGACCAACUACAGUGUCAACAAGAAGAGUGGAGAUUAUGUCAGCUGUGACGAUCCUGAAGUAGAGGAUUAUGGAAACAAGUGGAGCAUGAGUGCAAUGCUGAGGUACUUAAAACAAGAGGGGAGAGACACAGCAGCACUGAUGGCCAGUGUGGAGGACCUGAUUAUCAAGACUGUGCUUUCUGCUGAGCUGUUCAUUGCUGCAGCCUGUAAAACUUUUCUUUCCCAUCGCGGCAGCUGCUUUGAGCUGUAUGGUUUUGACGUCCUUAUUGAUGCCACUCUCAAGCCCUGGCUCUUGGAAGUGAACUUAUCCCCAUCGCUGGCCUGUGAUGCUCCUUUGGACCUGAAGAUCAAAGCUAGCAUGCUGUCAGAUAUGUUCACCCUUGUAGGCUUUGUAUGCCAGGACCCAGGCCAGCGGUCAAGCCGGGCAGUUUAUCCCUCAUCUGAAUCUGUCAGGAGAAAUCCGUACCAGAAGCCUCAGCGUCCUGUGUCUGCGCAGUCCCGACCAACAAACACCAGACUGCGUGCCCGUCCCCUGUCUGCCAGUGAUGCUGAAAUGAAAAACCUGGUGCCCUCAGGCAGGGAGAAAGCCACAGGAAGGCAAGGCAGCUCUGUGCUGGGCCUCUCCAUGGAGGAGAUAAAAGUUCUUCGUCGCGUGAGAGAGGAGAAUGAGCGGAGAGGAGGUUUCAUCCGAAUAUUCCCUACCCCAUCAACAUGGGAUCUUUAUGGAUCCUUCCUAGAGCACAAGACAACGAUGAACUACAUGUUGGCUACACGGCUGUUUCAGGACAGAGCAGUUCUUAAUGGAAAGCUGGAUAUGAAGUUGGAAGCUGUGGACUCGAAUGCUCUCCUGUAUGAGAGGAAGCUUAUUUCGCUGGAGUUACGGAAGCGCAGGCGAUGCCACGGCAAGGCACGAAGGGCACGGACAAGACUGUCAGGGAGAUCAAAACCCACAAAGCUGCCUGUCAAGUCAGACACAGAGGAUGAGGAGGAAGAGGAGGCAGAUGAAGAUGAAGAUGGAACUGCUAGCUCUCUUUCGGGGACACAGGUGAAAAGCAAGACAAAACUCUCUGAACUGGUCAAAGCAAGUUCUCAAGAGAAUAUGCUGAAAAAACUUGACAAGAAAACUGGAGAUGGAGAGUUGCUUCUUGAAAAACCAGAGCCAGAAUCUCAGUUUAACUUGUUGCAGAUUCUUCAAGAAAAUGGAAACUUAAGCAAAGUGCAGGCUCGCAGAGCUUUCUCUGCCUACCUACAGCAUGUCCAGUUGCGACUGAUGAAGGAGGCUGGUGACCAGAUCCAGAAUGCUGCCUGGGCUGCCAAGGAGGAUGAGCAAAUGGAGCUCGUGGUGCGCUUUCUGAAGCGAGCGGCCAGCAACCUGCAGCACUCCCUGAGGAUGCUGCUGCCCAGCCGCCGCCUGGGCCUGAGCGAGCGGCGCCGCAUCCUGGCUCGCCAGCUGGGCGAGUUCAUAGUCUGCUACAACAAGGAAACGGAGCAGAUGGUUCAGAAACGAUCAAAAAAGAAACGGGAAGAGGAGGUGGAGGAGGGAGUGAAUGCUGAAGGCUUUCAGAACUUUAUUGCGAAGGCAAGUGAGAGUGACCUGGAAGAAGUGCUGACAUUUUACACCCACAAAAACAAGUCAGCAAGUGUCUUUCUAGGAACAAAUUCCAGAACCCCCAAAGCCAGCAAAAGCAUUAACCACUCAGAGACUCAGCCUCAAGGAGAACGUCCUGAGGUGACGAAACACAUAAGAAGUGAUCAGGCCCAAAGUUCAGUUGAUGUGCCUGCAGAAGAAGCAAUAAGAGGCUAUAAACCCAAAGAAGUGAAAUCAACUUCUCCAGAAGGAUCCACCCUCCUAAAUGCAGAAGUGAAAUUACCUCGCUGUGGCCCUGCUAGUGCUUCCUCCUUUGUUCCUGAUGCCACUUCCCAGAGAAGUACCAGCUCCCAGUUACCGUCUCAGCCUGCAGCCUCUGAAAACCCACAGAUGCCUGCUCACCAUUCACUGCUGGCUCCUCCAGUUGGUCCUAGACUGAUUCAUUCCCCAUCCUCCUCACCUCCGUCUCAGACCCAGGGCACAGCCCCUGACAGCUCGGCUGUCUUCCCAAGCGCAGUGCCCAGUGAGGCCUCGAGCCUUUCGGGGUUGCAUCAUUGCCGGUACGGGAGCUACACUGUUAAUCCACUCUCCUCUCUUCAGAGAGCUGCUCAGAUAUACAGCCAAAGAUUAUCACAGUCAUCCUCUGCAAAGGCGGGUUUGUGCCGUCGCAGUCCAAGUAAACAGCGUGUGGGCUCGACCAGGAUGCAGAAAGAUCCAGAGGAUGCCUCUUGCCAUGGCAAGCAUUAUAGCCAGGGUGUGGUAGCAGCAGAACUACAGCAGCUGUCAGAAAAGCAGGCGACCCGUCAGUAUUCUCCACUGAGCCACAUCAGUCUCCUCACACAGCAGUUAACAAACCUGAGCUUGGCAAGCGGAGCUGUGAGCAAGGCGAGCGCAGCCUCUGCCCCAGGCUACCAGGGCUCGCUGGGCAGGAGAGGGCCCCCGUGGGCUGCUCAGUCCGACACGCACGUAGCUGACAGGCGGCCUGUGACUUCAGCAGUCAGGGCUCCGGAGAGUGAUCAUUUUUCCUGGGAAGGGGAGUUGGAAAGCAGUGUUUACAACAAGAUGGCAGGGAAUCAGCUGGCCCAUCCCAACUAUCAGCUCCAUUUUGCUGUGCAGCAACUCCAGCAGCAGAAGCUUCAGUCUCGACAGCUGUUGGAACAAAGUCAAGUUCGGCACCAGGUUCUGUUUGCCAAUCACCCCCAGUCCAGCAGCAGCCACGUGCCGAUGUCAGCUGGCUCCGCUGCCCGCAAGACAUCCAGUGCCGCCGGCGGUGCCCCGAAGGCAGCCGGUUUGCAGAAAGUGAUGCCCUCCCAGAGCGCCCCUUCUCAGCUGGUCCCAAAGCCUCCAGCAAACCACAGGCAGGCAAUGGUCAGGAAGACUGCAGCACAAAGGAUUUCCAAGGUGACCUCCAUGGAAAGGCAGCUAAACGGAUUCCAGAACAGCCUUAACAGCGCUGCACCCUGCGAGCCAGGGACAAAUUCCACAGCCUCUACUCACAGUGAAGGACUAACAGUGAACACCAGGUGAUGAGGAGGACCUGCUGAGAAGAGAGGAGAACACCGGAACAUCUGUGGAAGCUGGUGAUAGAACUGUAAACUAGUUGCCUCUGAGAGCUCCUGCUGAGCCUUGGGAUCCCUUCUUCAAAUCUCUUUCUGAUCACUGCCCAUAACAUCUUUUUGUAAGACUGAGCUCCUCAAGCUGUCUGUAUUGUUCUUCCUAAGGUCCAAGUUUGGACAUAAGUCUCCUGCUCUGAUCAGCCAUUUCAGUUUGUGUUAGUCUUGUAACAGCAAAGAUUCUCUGCUCUCAUUACAUGGCAACCAGUGGCAGAGAAAAAUACUAGACCAUGCGACCGGAGACAUUCGUGUUGGUUGCCAUCCUCAAUUUUGGCACAGAGCCAUGGAAAUG
Nothoprocta perdicaria is the source of this 4406-nucleotide messenger RNA. It is a transcript of the gene TTLL5, whose product is annotated as tubulin tyrosine ligase like 5. The coding region runs from base 102 to 4028 and encodes 1308 amino acids. Gene Ontology annotation, biological process: microtubule cytoskeleton organization; protein polyglutamylation. Gene Ontology annotation, molecular function: tubulin binding; tubulin-glutamic acid ligase activity. The record is from RefSeq and is a predicted model, not a curated record. Gene Ontology annotation, cellular component: cilium. The transcript is spliced from 34 exons. Lineage: Eukaryota; Metazoa; Chordata; Aves; Tinamiformes; Tinamidae.